ACAGAAACGAACUUGGAACUUUGGGUGACUCACUAUUGGAGUGAAGAUAGCAAAUACAAGUGAAUUCAAUGGCGUCUUACUCGCAGUAAUCAUUAUAUACUUUUAUUUAUUCACAUCACAAUGGGCCAACUUUUUUAUAAUUAUCCAACUGUUUAAUUUAAAUUUUAUACUAAUUAUUGAUCUUCAUCUUCUGUUGAGACAAGAUUACUAAUUGAUUAUAAAAAAAUGUCAGAUCCAUUGAACAAAGUCGAGUAUGCCAAGACAGGACAGUCUGUCUGUUGUAAAUGUUAUGAAAAGAUAAAAAAAAAUGAACUACGAAUCGGAAAAAUUAAAAAGAGUUCUCUAAGUUCAGCUGGGACUAAAACUGUAUCGUGGUUUCAUGGUCAAUGUUUCUUUGAUGAAAAUUAUCCGAAGUCAAUUACUGAUAUAGAUAAUUUUGACAACAUUAAAUGGGAAGAUCAAGAAUUUAUUAAAAAAAAAAUUGAAAGUGGAACGGCCUCCGAUACGAAUAAAGAAAUUAAACUUCCGGAAACUGAUGAUAAUAAAAAAAAAUCGUAUAUAGUUGAAUAUGCUCUAUCAAACAAGUCAAUCUGCGCUGGAUGUGAAGUUUACAUUUUAAAAAAUAAUGUGCGUGUCCAAGUACUAGAGAAAAGUUCCUACCAUUGGUAUCACUUUGAUUGCUUUUCUAAGCUACGGUGCGAGUUAGAUUUCUUUAAGGAAGGAAGCAAUCUUCGUGGUUACAGCAAAUUACAGAAAAAGGAUCGAGACCUCAUUAAAAAGACUUUACCGGACAUUAAAGAAAAUCAGCCCCCGAGAAGGAAGAGAGUGACAGCUCCUGUCAAAACUAACACCGUGGUAAAUAAAGAUAUUGAAUGUCCUGAAGAAAUCAAGAUACAGAAUGAAGAAUUUUUUGAGGUUCUCGAUGAGGUGAAGAUGAUGAAGGCAAAUGAUGUCACGGAAUUGUUGAAAUUCAAUAAUCAAUUUAUUCCCACUGAUAGAACUGAACUGUUUGAAGCUUUGGCCGAUCGUCUAGCCUUUGGAGCUCUGCUUCCGUGUUCUAUUUGUACGGGACAAUUCACAUUCAAGCCUGGGUUAGGCUAUAAAUGUUUGGGUGAUAUCAGCGAAUGGACCAAGUGCGUUAAUGUCACGGUCGACCCGAAAAGACGUAAAUUUUCAAUCCCUGAGGUUUAUGAGGACAAAUAUUAUUUUUUACUCGAGUAUAUACCUAAAGUAGAUCGUCGUAUUUUACGUGCAAUCGCCCCACCAACUUUGCCUGUUCCAGUAAGAGUGCCCGUUAAAAAAGAACAGAAAGCUGAUGGUCCUAAAGUUAAUCGAGGUCCUAUGCCGCUCAGAGGAAUGCAGUUUGUUCUGGUCGGAAAAACUAAAAAGACCAAAGACACACUGAAGACUGAAAUAUUGCAACUCGGUGGUUCCUGUGUCACUAAAGUUACUGUUAAUGUAACAGCGGUAAUUUCCAGUGAAGAUACAGUUAAAAAAGCUGGUAAAGCUAUAGAAGAUGCCAAGAAAUUAAAUAUUCAGGUUAUCUCUGAGGACUUUGUUGAAGAAGCCAAAGUCUAUAAAACUUCAGCGGUCCCGUUGAUUGUCACGAAAAACAUCUGUACUUGGGGAAGUGAUCCCACUCCUCGAGUAAACGCUUGUAUUAAAAAAUUAACAACUGUCGUGCGAGGUCCACAGGUUGAGAAACAACCAGUGACUGGAACAAUAAAACUACAAGUAAAAGGCGGUGGAGUCGUAGAUCCCAACUUUGGGCUCCGGAAUUCUACGCACGUUUACCAAUGUGGUGACGAAAAAUUCAGCGUUACACUCGGAAUCACUGACAUCCAAAUUAAGAAAAAUGACUUCUUUAGAAUGCAGAUAUUGGAGAGUGAUACUACAAGUUCAUAUGUUAAUUACUGGUUUUAUUACACCUGGGGGCGCAUUGGCGAGACUGUAGAUAGAACUAAAAAUACCAAAACCUGCUGGUUAUCUCUAGAAGGUUGUAUCUUAAAAUUUAAAGAAUUGUUUAAAGAAAAAACAGGCAACUUAUGGGAUGAACGUAACAAGUUCGUAAAACAGCCGGGAAUGUAUUAUAUGAUUGAUACCGAAGAAAUUAAUGGUUCAGAAUUAAAUUUUGAGUCAGCGAUACCAAGUGCUCUCCGAAAACCAGUUCAAGAGCUGAUGCGACUUAUUUUUAAUGUCACCCGUAUGAAAGAGACGAUGAAAGAGUUCGAGCUCGAUAUUGAUAGAUUGCCUUUGGGAGCACUAUCUAAAAAUCAACUCGAAAAAGCUUAUGUUGUGCUAAAUAAAUUGCUCUCAAUCGUCAAGAGUGAUGCAAAAAAUUCUGUAGUACUCAUUGAUCUUUCGAAUCAAUUUUACACAUUGGUUCCUCAUUCUUUUGGAGUAAACGAUCCCCCGGUUCUGGACUCACUAAAACUGCUAAAAGCGAAAUGUGAUAUGGUUAAUUCAUUACUGGAGAUGGAGAUAACGUACAAGCUGAUAAAUAUACAACAGGAUGCCAACAUAAAUCCUCUGGAUUCAUAUUAUUUUCAACUCAAUACAGAGAUUGAUGUUUUAGAUAAAAAUAGUUCUGAGUUUAAUUUGAUAAAUUCGUACGUGAAUAAUACACAUGCACGUUCGCAUAAUUCUUAUAAAUUGAAAAUACAGCAAAUCUUCGUCAUUAAGCGCAAGGACGAGGAGCAGAGAUACCAACCUUUUGCGAAGCUGCAUAAUAGAAGACUACUCUGGCACGGAUCGCGUACUACAAACUUUGCUGGUAUUCUGUCUCAAGGGUUGCGCGUCGCACCACCAGAAGCUCCAGCUCAGGGUUACAUGUUUGGAAAAGGAAUUUACUUUGCUGACAUGGUCUCAAAAUCUGCUAAUUAUUGUCAAACUUCCAAUCAAAAUCCUACUGGACUUUUACUACUCUGCGAAGUCGCUCUCGGAACCAUGUAUGAGAAAUGUCAAGCCGAGUAUAUUGUGCAACUUCCAGAGAACUAUCAUUCAACUUUCGGUAAAGGUAGAAUUGGUCCAGAUCCCAGAAAUACUUUUACAACUCCUGAUGGAGUGAUAGUUCGAUACGGGCGCGCAGUUUACCAAACAAAACCUCCGGAGAUAACUCAAUUAAGAUACAAUGAGUACAUUGUCUAUAACCCAGCUCAAGUAAAAACUAAAUAUCUUCUGCACGUUGAUUUUGAAUACGAGCCCUAACACACAAUUAUUUUAACAAUUAAUAUUUAUUCUAUUUAUUAAUAAGUGUUAAUUAGCGCUUAUUUUUUACUUAGUAUUUUUUUUUUAUUUAUCGAUUUGUCCGCUGGCGGAUUCGAUUCUAUCAUAUUGCACUUGAUAUUCUCUAAUUUUUCUAAGAAUUUAUUUAAAUAUUUUUUAAAAAUUAAUUAUGUUAUUGAUGUUUUUCUUAUUUAUUUUUAUAUUUUGUCGGGUGACUAUAAAAUAGUUCACGCACUCGAUAACUCAUACAUUAUAUACCAUUUAUAAACAUUAAAAAUUAUUAGAACUUAAGUAAGCCAUCAUUAUUUUUUAUUAGUAUUUAACAAAUUUGUAUUUGAA
Molecule: messenger RNA, 3564 nt
Organism: Microplitis demolitor
Lineage: Eukaryota; Metazoa; Arthropoda; Insecta; Hymenoptera; Braconidae
Product: poly [ADP-ribose] polymerase
Exons: 3
Coding region: 226-3207 (993 amino acids)
Cellular component (GO): nucleus
Molecular function (GO): DNA binding; NAD binding; zinc ion binding
Source: RefSeq, a predicted model, not a curated record